AUGGAGUUGGGAGAUGAGAGAAGGAAGAUGAAGGUAGGAGAGGUAGAUGAGGGGUGCGACGUAGAAACAAAUCAUCAUCGCAAAUUGCAGCCUUCUAGGCUUCCUCUCGAAGUCGUGAAACUUGCUGGGCUUUGGUUGGCUGGUGGCUCGGACCCUCUGACUUCGCGUUCCCUGCAGGCACUCAACGCGCCUCGCGUGAAGCUGAACCUCGAAGGAUCACCGACUCCAACCUCCUCUUCCUCCCCAAUCCUCAACUCAACUCAAUUCAAACCACAACCCAACUCAAUUCAAACCACAACCCAACACUCAAGCAAACUGUCUCUCGCACUCCUCUUCCGUCGUCCGUCCCACCGUAUAAUCAUGUCCCUAAAACGCAAAGCCUCCACCCUUCCCACCUCCGGCACAGACGCCAAAAAGCCCAAAGCAAACGGCAGCAUCACGUCCUUCUUCGGCCCUCCCAAGACCGUCUCCACGACCCAGAAGCCAACCGGCACGGGCACGAACUCCGUAUCUUCCUCUCCGGCACCAGCUACGCCGGUAUCGAAAUUCGACAAGGAGGCAUGGGUGAAGAAGCUCACGCCCGAGCAGAAGGAGCUGCUGAAGCUGGAGAUCGAGACCCUGCAUGAGAGCUGGUUGAAGGAGCUGAAGGAGGAGAUUGUCAGUGAUAGCUUCCUGGAGCUGAAGAAGUUUUUGAAGCGGGAGGCGGAGGGUGGGAAGAAGGUGUUCCCCCCGAUGGAGGAUGUCUAUUCCUGGUUUGUCGCUGCCUCCUAUUUACCUCUUUGCCACGCCGAUGGGAGCAAGGCUGAUUGGUACUGCUGCAAUAGGUCCCGCCACACCCCCCUCAACACGGUCAAGGCCGUUAUUCUUGGCCAGGACCCUUACCACAACCACAACCAAGCCCAUGGCCUCGCCUUCUCGGUCCGUCCUCCGACCCCUGCUCCCCCGUCCCUGAAGAAUAUCUACACCUGCCUCAAGAACGACUAUCCCUCCUUCUCCCCACCCCCAAAUAAGGGUGGCCUGUUGACCCCCUGGGCUGACCGCGGCGUCCUCCUCCUAAACACCUGCCUCACGGUCCGCGCUCACGAAGCAAAUUCCCACGCAAACAGAGGCUGGGAGAAGUUCACGCAGAAGGUUAUUGAAAUUGUUGAUAAGAAGAGAAUGGGAGGGGUGGUGUUCUUGGCGUGGGGAACGCCGGCGGGGAAGAGGGUUAGCAAGGUGGAUAAGAAGAGGCAUUGCGUGUUGAUGAGUGUGCAUCCCAGUCCGUUGAGUGCCAGUCGGGGCUGGUUUGAGUGCCAGCACUUCAAGAAGACGAAUGCUUGGCUUAAGGAGAGGUAUGGCGAGAAGGGGGAGAUUGAUUGGAAUUUGGAUGUUAAGCCUGUUGUUGCUGGGAUCUGA
Molecule: messenger RNA, 1395 nt
Organism: Hyaloscypha bicolor E
Lineage: Eukaryota; Fungi; Ascomycota; Leotiomycetes; Helotiales; Hyaloscyphaceae
Product: uracil-DNA glycosylase
Exons: 2
Coding region: 1-1395 (464 amino acids)
Biological process (GO): base-excision repair, AP site formation via deaminated base removal; base-excision repair
Cellular component (GO): nucleus; mitochondrion
Molecular function (GO): uracil DNA N-glycosylase activity
Source: RefSeq, a predicted model, not a curated record